AUGUCAUCCACUCGAGUAUCAAUCACACUCACCUCUCCCUCUAGUGACUUGCUCAAACCAGUCAUAUCUGUCCUAGAAAGACAUAGUGGCUCAGAGUACUACGUCUACGAACGCAAAGACUGCUGGCAUAUUGGUCUCGGAUCCUACAGAUCAUUAAUAAUCGAUUCCAGAGGGGAGGACAUAACAAUCUCAGUAGCUGGAGAACCAAGCCACCACUGCCCAGUGAAGAAGCCACUACCUGAUAUAGCGAGAGAAUUCCUCCAUGAGUAUUGGAACCACACAACCAAAGUAUACGGACACGUUGGGUUCAACUAUGCAGCCCAUAUUCGGGGCCUGGGAUACACACCCGGCAAAUGGCCCUUACUAGCAUUGAUGAUACCUCGCAUGGAAGUACUCAUCGACCCAGGUAACAUUACAAUCACCGGGGAUGACACCAAGGAGGUCCUGGAACUAUGCGCUCUGCUGAAAGAGACAUGUCGAUGUCGCAACGCACCACUUCCCGGCGCUCAUGAUAUUCCACACGUUGACGUAAAUGAGAAUUCCAGCAAAUACAAAACCCUAGUGGAGAAAGCUCUAUCACAAAUCCAGCAGAACCACUACUCCAAGAUAAUCUUAUCUCGACCCGUCAACCUUCAACACCGAGUGGACAUGCCAUCAACACUCUACUGUGGUCGUCAAUCCAACACACCCUCUCGCAGCUUCUCCCUCCGCCAUGGCAACUACCAAGCCACUGGAUUCAGCCCCGAACUAGUCAUGUCUCUGGACAAAGGGGUAGUAACCACCGAGCCUCUAGCGGGUACACGCUCCUGCAAAGGCACAGAAGCCGAAAUCCAAAGACUCCGACGUGACCUAGAAACCGACAGCAAGGAGAUAGUCGAGCACGUCAUCUCAGUCAAAGAAGCCGUGCACGAAAUCAGCCAGCUCUCCGACAAGCCUAUGGUGGAGGACUUCAUGUCCGUACGGGUACGAGGCAGCGUACAACACCUCGGUUCUCGGGUCUGUGGACGUCUAUCCCCAGAUAAAGAUAUGUGGGAUGCGUUUAAUGUUCUUUUUCCAUCGAUUACUGCGUCGGGCAUUCCGAAACAGGCUGCUAUUGAUGCUAUUUCUCAUCUUGAGUCGCAGCCUAGAGAGCUGUAUUCGGGCGCUAUUUUGAUGAUCGAGGAUGAGAAUACCAUGGAAGCUGCACUUGUGCUUCGCUCUGUAUUCCAGGAUCGUGAUCGUCAUUGGAUUCAGGCUGGUGCUGGGGUUAUCGCGGAAUCGGAUCCAUCUAGAGAGCUGACUGAGACUUGUGAGAAACUUGCGAGUAUCGCGCCUUUUGUUGUGAGGGAGACCGUGGGAUUUAGAGGAUAG
Messenger RNA from Aspergillus luchuensis, 1350 nucleotides. RefSeq lists its product as uncharacterized. The record is from RefSeq and is a predicted model, not a curated record. Gene Ontology annotation, molecular function: oxo-acid-lyase activity; isochorismate synthase activity. The transcript has a single exon. Gene Ontology annotation, biological process: L-tryptophan biosynthetic process. Lineage: Eukaryota; Fungi; Ascomycota; Eurotiomycetes; Eurotiales; Aspergillaceae. The coding region runs from base 1 to 1350 and encodes 449 amino acids.